Molecule: messenger RNA, 1011 nt
Organism: Parastagonospora nodorum SN15
Lineage: Eukaryota; Fungi; Ascomycota; Dothideomycetes; Pleosporales; Phaeosphaeriaceae
Exons: 2
Coding region: 1-1011 (336 amino acids)
Biological process (GO): iron-sulfur cluster assembly
Cellular component (GO): cytosol
Molecular function (GO): ATP-dependent FeS chaperone activity; 4 iron, 4 sulfur cluster binding; ATP binding
Source: RefSeq, a predicted model, not a curated record
AUGGCACCCUCACUAGAAGAACCGACGCAAAUCGACUUCAAUGCGCCUCUCAAGGCAGCGCCCAAGCUCGUUGCGCCUGAGCCAGGACCCGAAUCGCAACAAGCCGGCACAGCAGACAACUGCGCCGGCUGCCCUAACCAAGCCAUCUGCGCAUCCGCUCCCAAAGGCCCCGACCCAGACAUCCCCCUCAUUACCGCACGUCUCUCCUCUGUGAAACACAAAAUCCUCGUUCUCUCCGGAAAAGGCGGCGUCGGGAAAUCCACCUUCAGCACGAUGCUCUCCCACGGCUUCUCCGCCAACCCCGACUCCACCGUCGGCCUCAUGGACACGGACAUCUGCGGCCCCAGCAUCCCGAAAAUGAUGGGCGUCGAAGAGGAGACGAUUCAUACUACAGCGGAUGGCUGGGAGCCUGUGUGGGUUAGUGAAAACUUGGGGGUGAUGAGCGUGCAGUUCAUGCUGCCGAACCGGGAUGAUGCGGUGAUUUGGCGCGGACCCAAGAAGAACGGCCUGAUUAAGAAAUUCCUCAUGGAUGUCAAAUGGGGGGAAUUGGAUUUCUUGAUCGUCGACACGCCGCCGGGCACGUCGGAUGAACAUUUAAGCGUCAACAGCUUCCUCAAGGCGAGCGGUGUCGAUGGCGCAGUGCUCGUCACCACACCCCAAGAAGUAGCCCUCCUAGACGUCCGCAAGGAAAUCGACUUCUGCAGGAAAGCCAGCAUACCCAUCCUCGGCAUCGUGGAGAACAUGUCCGGCUUCGUGUGUCCCGGGUGUAAGCACGAGAGUCAGAUUUUCAGGGCGUCGACGGGCGGGGCGAGGAAAUUGGCGAAAGAGGAGAAUAUUCCGUUCUUGGGCGCGGUUCCGCUGGAUCCGAGGAUUGGCAUGGCGUGCGAUUAUGGAGAGAGCUUUUUGACGGCGUACCCGGAUAGUCCGGCUUGUGCGGCGAUUAGGGAUGUGGUGAGGAGGGUCGGGGUGGAGAUGGGGUUGGAGGCGGAUGAGGUUUUGCCUGAGGAGUAG